GGAUAAGUAUCGCAUUACCUCGAGGUCCCAACUGAAGAUCUCUCCGUCCGACGAGCCAGUGAAUAACGUCGUGUCAACAAACUCGGCAGUAUUAACCGCGCCACUGUGACCUCGUAGGGUGUAGAGAGGAUCGGGAGAGGCAUUGGGCAUAGCGAACUUGAAGCUUUGAACAUCACACCGACGUAAGCAAAGAUAAAACCGCCAACCCGGUUAAGAAAACUCGCCACCCGCGGUUCCUCGGGCGUCACAGUAGCCUAGACUACCGCCCUCAAGUUUGCCCUUUAAAUGUUGAACCUGUUAAAGUUUUUAGGUGGCGCGACCAACAGUCUAGUGAAAGGUAAGCAAAAAUUAGCCCCAACGUUAUCCUCACACUGUUUUGACAAUUAUUCAAUGUUUGAGUAACUUACAAUGAUUAUACUGCAAAUUUAUACGCUCGGCAUAUUCACGUUGGAGAAAGUAUUUCACGGUAUCGCUGCUAAACCGUUUUCCCGUGUUUUUAAAAUUUUGUUUUUUACGAAUACUUGUUUCAUUCAAAUUAAUGGACUUUUAAGAACUAAUAAUACCAAGACAAUUGCCGUGCGUCGUUAAUCUGUUUAGUAAUCAUUCAUACGUGUUGAACAGAAGGCGCGCGCGUCGCGACAACUUGAAAAACUUUUAGUUUGUGUGUGUUUUGUCACCGUCUGUCUCCGUCCGAAAAGUUCGCUUGUUCGGUUGCCCGCGGCAACACACAAUAACAUACCCGAGGCAAAAAUGUGACUAACGCUUAUUCCUGCCCAUCACCACGUCGCCACGCUCGAACUGAGUGCAAGAACCCCCCCUUUCACGCCAUUCCCGGUCGCGGCAUGCGGUUGUCGAAGCGUCUUCGACCGCUUUAGCGUCCUAAACGGUCCCCAAGUGGCCCCAAUCAAGCGCGCGCAGGGCUUUCCCUUGAUGCAUGCUCCGUGGGAGGUCGUCCGUCUUCGCGAACGAUGAAGAGGUUCUUUCAAAAGAAGAUACUCAAGUCCUCGUCCAAGAAGCAGAGCACGGCCAGCCUGAAUUCGUACAAUGGAGAAGACUUCUGCGGCUACCACAUCGAUUUGGGCGCGGUGGAUUCGAGUUUCACUAAGCUCCAUAAAGCGUGCUGGCUGGGAGACGAGGACCGCGCCAGAGCGGCCGCCAAGAAAGUGGAUGUCAGCUUUCAAGACAAUGAAAGCAGGAGCCCGCUUCAUCUGGCAGCAGCGAGGGGUCACAUGACGAUCGUCCAGCUCUUGCUUCGCAGCCAUGCCCGAGUGGACGCAUUAGAUUCUGAGGGAAAGACGCCUCUCAUGAAGGCUGUGGAAGGUCAACACCGGGAAGUGGUGAGGUGUCUGCUCGAGCAGAGGGCGAACCCCGACGUCCCCGACCAGAACCUCGACACGGCUCUGCACCUGGCUCUCUCCACGGGCCAACCCGACAUGGCCCUGCUGUUGGUGCAGUUUGAUGCCGACGUCUUGGCGAGGAACAAGGAAGGAAUGUCGCCAUUGUACCUGGCAGUGUUGCAGCAACACCUGGACGUGGCACGGGUGCUUCUGGACAAGGGAGCCAUGCCGAACGCUGGAGACAACCAGAAAAAGACCCCCCUGAUGGUUGCUUGCGAGGCCGGCUCGGUCCCCCUGGUCCAGCUUCUUGUGAGCAGAGGAGCGAGCGUAGGCGCCAUCGACCAGGACAGCCGUACCGCUAUGGAUUACGCCACCAGGGCCGGCAAGGAGGAAUGUUGCAAGGUUCUAGCCGGUACUGGCACACCUCGAAGGAUGGGUGGUGAUGCCGUUAACGGAGAUCUGGAUUCUUGGAAGUCUUCCACCGAUUCGGAAGCAAGUGAGAAACAAAAGAGGCUACCUUUCAACGUGAGAAAAGCAUCUUCCACAAGGUCCUCUCAAAAGUCAAAUGCCGAUCAACCAAUUAGCCUCAACGGCUUCAACGGCGUCGGUUCCGCAAAGUUUGGAAGAUCUUUCAGCGUCGAGACCGGGUCGUCGAACCACAACCGACAGAGCUCGGACGGGCCGCUGCUGCAGACGAUAGCGCUCGCCCCCCCGGACAAACCGAAGGAGGCGGAGCCUCAAGCAGCCGAGUCUCAAGACGUCCCCGACAAACCGCACUUCAAGGAGAACGACAUCGGCAGCUGGCUGGCGGAGGGCGACUCCAUCGAAGAAGACCCGGACGAGGAGGCGAAAGUGACUUCGCUGUACAUUCCCUCCGCCUCUCAGAAGAGGAAGCCCGAGAAGGAAGACGACUUCCACAAGUCUGUCGAGGUGCUUCUUGCCUACGAAGGCCAGCAGCUCACGCGCGAGGCAGUGACGAAGAGCGUCGAUGGGAAGGAUGCGAAAAAGGCGGGCAACGGGGAGGCCGUUGUCGGAAAGGCCGAAAGUGUGAACGCGUCCCGCUCGCCGGAGAGCAGCGACUGGGAUUCCACGGAAGGGGUUGCCACUCUUCCUCGACAUCAGGUUGCAAGCCCACCCCAGGAAGGUACACUGGGCAGGGUUGACACUCUUCAGGGAACUGAAGAGAUAUGGGAGAAGAACCCCAUCCUGCCCCCAGAUGCAGAGGAGACUCCCAAGCACUUGGCCACCCCCGAGCAGGAUCCACAGGCUGAUGAGGACGACGCACCGCAGAGGCCUCCCAGGUUCAGCAAGAACCGGCUCAGGAGUUCGUGGAGCUCGUCCUCUUCGUCGUCGGUCCCCUCUCGGACCGGUCCCCUGGUCGUCGGGGGGUUGGGAAGACGCAGCACGGCGACGAAGAAGGAAGGGGAAGAGAGCGAGGCCGGGAGCUCGUCUCCGCAGCCGGACGACGCGCCGAGAAACCGGGAGCCGCCUCGCAGUGCUGCCAACGGGAACGUCGUCGGCAAGACGCAGGGGUCGCCAGAAGCAUCCGCCCGCAACAGCCGCGAAAAGGAGAAUGCGUUACUAAGGCCUAUGAAAAUAAAUGGGGGAAGCGGAUCUGAUCCUGAGGCCCUGGUUGCAACCCUUCAGAUGCAAGUCAGUUCUGCCAAAUCCGAUCUUCAAGAGCAAGUUGAACAACGCAAAGUGGCCGAAUCCCUCGCUAGGGAACUGCAGUUGCAGCUUAGCAGGAGAGAGGAGGCUAUCAUGAGAGAUGUCGAAACGAAAGAUACUAUUGAUGGUAAAUUAGCUGAUUUGGAACAGGAAUUGAAAAGUGCCAAGGGACUGAUCAAAGAUUUGCAUCACGAAAUCGAAUCUCUACAAAAGCAUCUGAAUUGCUACAAAGAGUCUGCAAAUGUGUACAAAGAAGCAAGUGAAAAGCAGGAAAAUCUAUUCAAGGAACUCCUCUCCGAAAAGGAAAAGUUUUGGGCCGAAGAAAGAGAAAAGAUGUUGUCUCAGCUGAAAGAGAAAGAUGCCUUAGCGUCGACAGCACAGACAACUACAGAGUUCCUCACCAUACAAGAAAAGCUAGUCGCCCUACACGAAGUGUUGGCCUCCCUCAAUCUCAAGGCAGACGCGACCUGCGACGCUACCUCCGCCGCGGAUGGAAUCUCCAAGCUACUCCAGCUUUCUAACUCCGCACUGGGCGACCUUCAGAAGCUCUCCGAGAGUGCAGAGCACACGACAUCGCUGCUCCGCAACAUCGACGAAAACCUCCAGGGAACCAACGACAGGCAGCUCGGCAUCAAUCAGUUGCUGGAAGCGUCUCAGAAGCUGGAAGGGCUUUCGUCUUGGACGCAGAACUGCGAGGGAAUCGGCCAGACCUUGGAGCGCCUCGAGACGAACCAGAAAGCCCUGACGAACACCCUGGGAGAGCUGCAGUCACUUUUUGCCACAGGACACGAUUCCGGCUCAUUGCCCCGUCGGAGGGAGGAGUCCGGCAACCUUGAAGCAUCCGACCUUUUAGACAUCAAGGAGGGCGUGACCCGUGUUCUCCGCAGGCUCGACCGGUUCGCAGACGAGAUCAAGACGGCCUCCGGCGUCGAGGGGACGAAGGCGACCCAGAAAGUAGUGGAGUCUUUCAGCGAGUACCAUUCGUCCACGAAGCAGGAGAUGCUGAAUCUGCUGAACAAAGUAUCGUGCGAGCAAAAGGCGCAGGUGGAUCGAGUCGUUCGCAACACCUCGGGGAUGUCGGAGGAAUUUGCCGAGAUUCGGCUGAACCAGAGUACGGCGCUGAAGCAGCUCCAGAGCCUCAAGGACGAGCUGAUCCAGAUGGAUACGAGCGGGAUGUUUGCCAGGUUGGAGUCCUCUCAGGAAAAGAGUGUGCAGCAUGUGACGAGGAUGGUCGAGCCCGUGUCUGCGGAAUUGAAGAACAUGCAGGCCACGUUGCAGAGACAGCACGAAGUGCUCGUCACAAAGAUAUCGGAGCCGGCACAGCCGGGCGUGGCGCCAGAGCAGUGGCAGGGCGUCAUAGAGCGCCUGGACUGCCUCCUGGACCAGACCAGCUCCCUGCAGGCCAAGGAGAGGGCGGGCCGGCUCGAGAGGCUCUCUGCAGACCUGAGGGAGGUGUCUCCCGAGAACGACCUCCCCACCCUGCUGGGGGGCCUCACCAACGCCCUGGCCGACCUGAAGGGAGAGGUGCGCAGGCAGCAGGGCUCGGGCUUCGAGAGGCGCGCAAGCCUCCCGAUACCUGGUGAUGCUGCCGACCACUUACUGCCUCACCACCGUGCUGCUCUGGCCAGAAAUAAUGUUGCAGAGGAAAGCAAGCUUGAAAAGGAGAAAUACAGGAGCAAAAAAGCUCUCUUGAAGUACAAGUCUGAGCUGAAAGGGAUCAAAGAAAAGUUAAAGAACAUCAACCAUAUUUGUGAGAGGGACGGACUGAAGGGCAAUCGCCAGAUAGACCAGCAGGCGUCUGAACUCCAGAGAAGAAUUGACAUGUUGGCCCUGAGGAUAGAUUCUGACCGACAGUACCGCACCGAUCUCGAAAUCAGCAAUCUCAGAACAGAAAUGCACCACAUUCGUCAAGGGCUGUCCAGGGAGGAACUGCACAAGUCACUGCCCAGCACCUAUCGGAAACUCGGGCACAUGACCCCUUCAGAGACUCCCACGAAGCUCACGGAUUAUAAUGGCUGCCAAAAUAUGUUUCACAAGUACAGGACUGAUCUCACGGAGGAAGUCCAUCACCUCAGACGCAACCUGGGCUCCGAGCCAGAUGUUCACUACAGCUGGCUGUCAACGAACAACACUCCAGAGAACCACAACGUAGAGGUGGCAGCGGGUGACACCUAUUCCAGAAAGCAACUUCCAGGUCAGUCCCAGUCCACACCACACCCGGUUCCCCUGUUUGCCAAGAGGCUCCCCAGCUGGUCCGUGAGUCCGGUCAAGUCAGCGCCUCCGGUGCCUGCUCAGAGCACGAGCACCAGGCAGCGUGUCCAAGCCAUGCUGGAUGAAUCCCUGGCCAGGCACCUCACUCCCGGUAAUUCUUUCGUGGCACCUCCCCAUGAAGAAUACGACAGCGUGGACGCCGAAUUAAAGAAGUCUCUGGCCGAGCUGACCAAUUCACUGGAGAAGACGUAUCUUGUAUAAGGAAAUUUGCCGCCAAGUCGACCUGAAAAAGGGGAAGCACACUACCAAAAGCCUUAUUUACAUGUACAGCCUUCGUAUAAAACCCAACGAGCACAGUUUUUUUUCUUUUUUUAGUUUUGUUUAUAGAGCACAUGGUUGACUGUUGAAGCAGAGUCAGCCAGCAGAUAAAAAAGAUGAAGCACAGGCUGUGAAAGUUGGUGGGAUACGACAGCAUCACUUUGAAAAAAAAGCCAGCUAAGAUUCUCAUGUGCAGCCAAAGAAAACGUGCCAUUGGUUUGCAUGUGCGUGCAUCACUGUAGCCGUGCGUUUCAAAGCAAGUAGUAUUCUGACGCAUCUAAAACUUGGAGCUACUUCAGAGUUCUGGCAGCUGUCCAAGCAUAAAGCACUCUCUCACUGCACCUUUGUGCACAGUGUUGUGUUUAUUAGUGAGAAUCAUCUUUGUGCCUUCUACGCAAAGAAUGAAGCACUCGUUCAUCAUUUUUCUGCUUGUAGUCGAAAGCAUGUCAUGGGCUAUGCACAUGGCACGCCCUAAACGUUUACAUGCCUCUUCUCAUGCACCAAAGCGCACCUCUUUCUUUCGCAUAUUGUUAUAUUCACUGCCUGCACGUCACGCAUUUGCACGUCUUGCACGGUGUUGUAGUUUGAAUGUAAAUUAUUUUUUUGUGUCCUUGUUGUUUCUAUAGCUCCGGCAGCUUUUUUAGAUUUUACGAGGACGCUCGACCAAGUUAAGAAUUGUGACCGGUGCACAGCACGUGGUAGUACAAGAACGUUGCUCACUCACUAUCUCAGAAAGUACCGAUGCUUUCAAGAACCUGAUCUAGUCCUGAUGAAAGGAAAACAAAGUGUUUGCUUAACCUGUUGUGCCUUUGAUCAAUGGGGUCUUUGAUUCUCUCGCGGUAUUCGAACGUUUUCCUGCUGCUUUGCAAGUGUCUGUUACAGUACUACUUAGAGCACUCUGACAUGCUUGAAUCUCUCAGUUUGAGUGAUGCAGUUCAAACUUGGAUUUGCGCAACGGUCUGGAUGAGCAGUCUACUAGUUAAUUGCAGCCUGGCGAACAUGUUUCGGACAAUCCUCAGAGCUGCCUGUUUAAGAUGACUCCAAAGAUGUAAAAAAAUGGUUUUGUUUUCUUUUUAAUAAAAUAAAAUACCUGUACUUUUUA
Ixodes scapularis (black-legged tick) is the source of this 6636-nucleotide messenger RNA. Its product is annotated as ankyrin repeat domain-containing protein 35. Gene Ontology annotation, cellular component: cytoplasm; nucleus. The record is from RefSeq and is a predicted model, not a curated record. Bases 969 to 5477 code for a protein of 1502 amino acids. The transcript has 26 exons. NCBI's taxonomy places the organism in Eukaryota, Metazoa, Arthropoda, Arachnida, Ixodida, Ixodidae. Gene Ontology annotation, molecular function: protein binding.